Molecule: messenger RNA, 869 nt
Organism: Solanum verrucosum
Lineage: Eukaryota; Viridiplantae; Streptophyta; Magnoliopsida; Solanales; Solanaceae
Product: RING-H2 finger protein ATL16-like
Exons: 1
Coding region: 1-789 (262 amino acids)
Biological process (GO): protein ubiquitination
Molecular function (GO): transferase activity
Source: RefSeq, a predicted model, not a curated record
AUGGAUCCGCCACGUAAUGUGCAUUCAUCAUCCCAUUAUGGUUUUCCAAUCAUGGCCAUAGCCAUUAUAGGCAUAUUAGCCAUUGGUUUCUUGUUAGUCACUUACUACAUUUUUGUCAUGAAAUGCUGCUUGAAUUGGCAAAGGAUUGAACUUUCAAGGCAAUUUUCAUCCUCGAUAAGACGACAUACUGAAAACCCUUUAACUAUUCACUCACCUGAAAAUCAAGGACUGAACGAAUCAAUUAUUCGUUCAAUCCCCCUUUUUAGGUACAAGAAAAGUGAAUGGAUUAACAAUGCAAGUACUACAUGUGAAUGUGUUGUUUGUUUGAGUGAAUUUCAAGAAGAUGAAAAUCUCAAAGUCAUUCCAAAUUGUCACCAUUUUUUUCACAUUGAUUGUAUUGACAUUUGGCUACAAAAUAACACAAAUUGUCCACUUUGCAGAAAUAGCCUCUUAUCACACAUUACAAGAAAGUUCCCUUUAGAUCAAAUCAUCAUUCCUCAAGAUCAAGAUCCUCAAAUAAGUAAUAAUUUCAUAGAAGAAGAUUAUGUUGUGAUAGAAAUAAUUGGAAUUCAAGAAAGAUUAAAUUCAAGGGAAUUAUCAACAGGGCAUUUAUCAACUAGCCAUUGUGCUAACAAAAUUGAACCAAAAGUCACAAGAAAGAAAGUCAAAAAAUUGAGUCAUGAAUGCAUUGACAUAAGAAACAAGGAUGAACAAUUUAUAAUUCAACCAAUUAGGAGAUCGUUUUCUAUGGAUUCAUCGUCGGAUCGACGAAUUUAUCGUACCAAUUGAGGAGAUUAUGCAGCAACAGAGGCAAGUGAGUCAUGUUAAAAGAUCAUGUUUUUCAUUUGGACAUGGAAGAGGAUCAAAAA